Messenger RNA from Cuscuta campestris, 773 nucleotides. The record is from the annotation of a GenBank genome assembly. NCBI's taxonomy places the organism in Eukaryota, Viridiplantae, Streptophyta, Magnoliopsida, Solanales, Convolvulaceae.
CGAGCAAAAACCCCUUGAGAAUAAAAUGGCCUCCGCUACUCUGCUCCGCCUCUCGCUUCCGCCUUUCGCCGCCACGGUCUGCCUUCCUCCCCACCAACACCGCCGCCGCCUCUUGCCCCGUCCUCUCACACCCAACUCACCAAAUCUCUUCCAAACCCGAUCCCCGCCCAAGCCCCAACGCGCCGGAUCCCCAAUCUCCGCCUCCUACGGCCCGACGCCGGCCACCGACCGGCUAAUCUCCGCCGCGGCGUACUUCCUCCCGCUCUUCAACGGCCUCCAGUACGGCCGCUUCCUCCUGGCCCAAUACCCAACCCUAGCCAUCCCAUUCGACCCGAUCCUCCCGAUCCUCUCCCUCUACCGCUCCGUCCCUUUCGCCAGCUUCGUCUCCUUCUUCGCCAUCUACUUGGGAAUCGUCCGCAACCAGAGGUUUAGCCACUACGCCCGCUUCAACUCGCUCCAGGCGCUGGUGCUUGACAUCCUCCUGGUGGUGCCGCUUCUGGUUCAGCGGAUCUUCGCUCCGGGUCGGGCAGGAAUCGGGCUCAAGAUAACGAUAUGGAUGUAUAAUGGGCUUUUUGUGUUCGUAGUGGGCUGCUUUUUGUAUGGGCUUCUCGCCAGUGUUUUUGGGAAAACUCCUUACUUCCCCCUCGUAACCGAUGCUGCCAAGCACCAAAUGUAGGCCCGGGUGUAUUUUAUUCUCUUGUGUUUGUAAUGCAACUUUUUAUUUUUACUAAAAGUAGUACCUUUAUUUUCAACAACAAAACUAUUACCUUUUG